AUGUCGAUCCUUGUUCCUCUGCACAUCUAUCCCUGGACAGGAGUAUGGAAUCCCCUUUACACUGCAGCACAAGCGCACCCCGAAGUCAACUUCACCGUCAUCCUGAAUCCCUGUUCGGGACCAUGCCUCAACUCCAAACCCGAGGCUCCAUACGUCACCGAGAUCCCGAAGCUGAAAACAUACAGCAAUAUUCGUACUCUGUGGUAUGUGGCUACGAACUACACUAGCAAGAGCAUCGAUCAGGUGGCCCAGGAGAUUUACAUGUAUGCGACUGGGAGAACGAUCAACAAUAAUGCCAAGAUGACGGUUGAGGGCAUCUUCUUUGACGGGAUUCUGGGGUUGUAUGAUUGGAGGAAUUAUUCAUAUUUGACAACGGCGCACAAUAUGGUGAAGGGUGCAAAGGGUCUGGGGCAGAAACUUGUUGUUAACAAAAUGCACUUCGAUACCCUCGCACAAUUCCAGAGCGUCUCCAGUCACCCGAAAUCCCAGCCUCCGGUCAUGGCGCAUAGUCUGCCGAAUGUGGCGAAUACCUUUUUGACGUGCAUGGUGAAGCAGCUGGAGGCGAUGGCAGAUUACUUCUUUGUGAUGAAUGUGAACAUUAAGGAUCCGUAUUGGCAUGGCUUUACACCACUGUUUGGGGACUUAGUAGAAGUUGUUGGGUAG
Hyaloscypha bicolor E is the source of this 663-nucleotide messenger RNA. RefSeq lists its product as uncharacterized. Lineage: Eukaryota; Fungi; Ascomycota; Leotiomycetes; Helotiales; Hyaloscyphaceae. The record is from RefSeq and is a predicted model, not a curated record. Bases 1 to 663 code for a protein of 220 amino acids. The transcript has 3 exons.